AUGACGGUCCAAACACUCGCCAUCGCCGUCGUGACGGUUGUCUACUUCAUCAUCCGCUACCUAAAUCGCACGGAUGUCCCCAAAAUCAAGGGCAUCCCCGAGAUCCCGGGCGUACCGAUGUUUGGCAACCUGCUGCAAUUAGGCGACCAGCAUGCAGUCGUCGCGGGCAAAUGGGCGAAGAAAUUCGGACCGGUCUUCCAAGUGCGCAUGGGCAACAAGCGCAUCGUGUUUGCCAACAGCUUUGACUCGGUGCGCCAGCUGUGGAUCAAGGACCAGUCGGCCCUCAUCUCGCGGCCCACCUUCCACACCUUCCACAGCGUUGUCUCCAGCUCUCAGGGAUUCACUAUUGGUACCUCACCCUGGGAUGAGUCCUGCAAGCGACGUCGGAAGGCUGCCGCCACCGCACUCAAUCGCCCCGCCGUCCAGUCCUACAUGCCCAUCGUCGACCUCGAAGCCAACUCCAGCAUCAAGGAGCUGUACCGGGAUAGUCAGCACGGGACCUGCGACAUCAACCCCACGGCCUACUUUCAGCGAUUUGCCCUCAACACCAGCCUGACGCUCAACUAUGGCCUCCGUAUCGAGGGCAAUGUGGAUGAUCAGCUCCUGAAGGAGAUCGUUGACGUCGAGCGUGGCGUCUCCAACUUUCGUAGCACCUCGAACAACUGGCAAGACUAUAUCCCACUGCUGCGCAUCUUCCCCAAGAUGAACAGCGAGGCGGACGAAUUCCGGGUUCGCCGUGACAAGUACCUGACCUACCUGCUGGAAAUGCUCAAGGAUCGCAUCAACAAGGGGACCGACAAGCCGUGCAUAACUGGCAACAUUCUUAAGGAUCCCGAGGCCAAGCUUAAUGAUGGUGUGUUUCCUUUUUACCCGUCAAAAAGAGAACAAGACUGA
This is a messenger RNA of Penicillium riverlandense, 894 nucleotides long. RefSeq lists its product as uncharacterized. The transcript has a single exon. The record is from RefSeq and is a predicted model, not a curated record. Gene Ontology annotation, molecular function: iron ion binding; heme binding; oxidoreductase activity, acting on paired donors, with incorporation or reduction of molecular oxygen. The coding region runs from base 1 to 894 and encodes 297 amino acids. NCBI's taxonomy places the organism in Eukaryota, Fungi, Ascomycota, Eurotiomycetes, Eurotiales, Aspergillaceae.